This is a messenger RNA of Panicum hallii, 810 nucleotides long. RefSeq lists its product as uncharacterized. The record is from RefSeq and is a predicted model, not a curated record. Bases 109 to 660 code for a protein of 183 amino acids. The transcript has 5 exons. NCBI's taxonomy places the organism in Eukaryota, Viridiplantae, Streptophyta, Magnoliopsida, Poales, Poaceae.
UUUCACUUUUCCCCUUCCUCUUGUUCCAGCGGUGGGGUGCCCUCGUCUCUGACCUCUCGGCGAGUGCCUGCUCGAAACACCUCGCACUGCUCGAAACACCUCACAGCUAUGGUACAGAUGGGUAGGAAAAGACGUCACGAUUUAGCUGCAUCUAUAAGUUCCGGAUCCGAUAGUGAUGCUGAUUUCGUUCCUUUCAAUGAUCCGCUGAGCGACUCCGACAAGGUUGAGAACAAUGAUUCUGAUGAUGCUCACACGAGUAAUUCUAAUUACAAGAAGAAGAUCAGAGAUUUAAAAAUAAAUUUUAAGACGCGCCGCAUCAAUGAGGUGAAGAAGCCUUCUCAUGCAAAAUCAAGUGAUGCAUUCACUCGUUUCUCAAUAACAAUAUUUUCCAAAAUAAUAGGUGCUUUAACUCCAGAAAAGAAGAAAGUUAUUGAGGAUUCUGGUUUUGGAUCACUCCUUUCAUUCACAAAGUGCUAUGUGCCCAAUAAAUAUGCGCAAUGGAUUGCUCAUAAUGUUGAUCAUAAAUCUGGUGAUAUUGUUAUUGAUGGCAAGAUAAUUUUCCUCAUCAAAGAAUCUGUCCAUUGUGUUCUUGGUCUCCCUUGCGGCGGCACUUCAUUCCUUGCUGAUAGUAGUGCUGGUUCUAUACCUAGAUCAUGUUGAUUUUGGUCCUCAUCAUGUCCCGUCUCACUCCCUUGGAUAUCCGUAUGGAAAGAGAACAUGAGCAAAAUUUAUUGCGAUCUUGACCUCAAAUCCCCAGGUUGCUAUGGGUUCAGACCUUUGCUUGAUUUCUCUGACACAUAUUAUGCAAAG